GAUAUCCCAUUUUCCUCUCACUAGUCACUCCAGCCAGAUUAACCCAACACCAGAGUCUGGAGUCUGGACGCCAUCCCCCAUCUCUCUCUCUCUGCAAUUUUCUUACUCCGCAAUAACCAUGUUUGAGGAAUCAGUAUCGUCUUCCUCUACACCUUCAAUCUGGGCUUCCAUUAACAGCUGGUUCACAUUCCAUGUUCUCUUCUGCCUCCUCAAUCUCAUGAUUAUCACCAUUGGCGUAACUUCAAGACUUGGCAACCAAAAGCACCGCGACCAACAACAACAAAAUCAAGAAGCGGCAGAAGCCCAAGAACAGCCGCAACGUCCACAGAUUGCUAGAUCUUCAUCUGUGUUGCAGAGGGUCAAAUCCAUCAACUUCUACUCCUACAGAUCCCAGGAACAUUCUACCACCUUCGAGCAAUUCCCAGAAUCAGAGACCCAUUACGCUUUUAAGCAGUCCCAUGAACAAGAGGAACUCCCACUCACCAGAUCUCCAUCUGUGCUUCAGAGGCUCAAAUCCAUCAACUUCUACAGUUAUCUAUACCAAGGGCCCGGCACAGUACAGUCUCACACCCCCACCGGUUUGCAGAAAACCCAGGAAUUCGAUACCCAUUACAGUUCUCAAGAGCUAAAAGGAAACGAAGAUCAAGAAGAUGAGCAAACACAAGACCAAGAACAAGAUCAAUACCAGGAGCAGUCCAUGGAUGAGAUUUACGGCCGGCUACAGAGUGCACACGUUACCAGAAGCAAGUCCGAUACCAAGCCGGCCUCGGGCGAGGUGCCGAAAAAGCUGUCGAGGAAGAUGAAGAAGUCUGCAAGCUCUAAGUCGGCAUUUGCGCAUUUCGAAGAGGACGAAAUCGUUGAGACUCGCCGGCCGGCUACUGUUAGGGAAGGGAAGGUUGGAGGGGCUGAGUCUGACGAUAACGAGGUGGACGCCAAGGCCGACGAUUUCAUCAACAGGUUCAAGCAGCAGUUGAAGUUGCAGAGGCUGGACUCCAUUAUGAGGUACAAGGAGCUGAUCCACAGGGGGACUGGUAAGUAAGGAUAAUUACUUUCUAGGGGUGUGUUUUUGUAUUUUUUGCUAAUUUGGGGGUUGGCUAAACCUUAAAGUAUCUUUUCUUUAUUCCAGAAAAAGCAAAAUUGGUGGGUUAAAAAAAAAAAAAAAAUGUAGGGGUUUAUUGUAAGUGAUGGAGUCUACUGUUUAUGUUUAUAAAACUAUUUGUUUAAAUUAUGCCCUUAUGAUUAUUACUGGAUUCACGCUAUUAAUUGCUGAA
Juglans microcarpa x Juglans regia is the source of this 1271-nucleotide messenger RNA. RefSeq names its product pathogen-associated molecular patterns-induced protein A70. The record is from RefSeq and is a predicted model, not a curated record. Lineage: Eukaryota; Viridiplantae; Streptophyta; Magnoliopsida; Fagales; Juglandaceae. The coding region runs from base 119 to 1039 and encodes 306 amino acids. The transcript has a single exon.